Molecule: messenger RNA, 4542 nt
Organism: Juglans regia (Persian walnut)
Lineage: Eukaryota; Viridiplantae; Streptophyta; Magnoliopsida; Fagales; Juglandaceae
Product: rDNA transcriptional regulator pol5
Exons: 9
Coding region: 305-4222 (1305 amino acids)
Biological process (GO): regulation of DNA-templated transcription
Cellular component (GO): nucleolus
Molecular function (GO): transcription factor binding; DNA binding
Source: RefSeq, a predicted model, not a curated record
UCUGCUUUCCCCUUCCAUUGCCUUUGGCGGCCACAGACCCAGAGUGGGCACAUUCACACUCAAGACAGAAUAGAACAAAACGAGCCGUUUCUUCCAUUGGCUCAAACCCCGAACCCUAGAACCUAGAAGGUUCGCACCUGCUUGCCCUUCCUUUUCUAUUCUGCCUAUGUUUGAUUUCCGAGAAAAUAUAGUGAAGCAACGCAACCACUCAUAAGCUUUGUUCUUCGGGUUCUUCUGUUUCCUAAGCGCCCAUAUAAAUAGUAGUCAAGGAUAAUUUUUAAAUAAAAUAAAGAGUUUGGUCUAAAUGGGUAGUAAGAAAAGAAACUCCAGCUCUGUGGAGGAGGAGAUGGAGGAUCAUAAAGAUACAGUUGUUUUGAAUCCUUUGGAGAAGAAGAAAAUGAAGAAGGAUAAGAAAACAGAUGAAGCUUUGUCCGUUAAACCCAUGGAGAGAAGGAAGAAGAGGAAGGCAUUGGAUAAAGAGAGACGGCGAUCUGCAGCUUCUGAGAAUGAAGAAGAAUCCAAAAGGCCCAAACAAAUAGAGGCAGAUCUGGUAGAGGGUGAAGAUCGUGCACCAGUGGCACCUUCAUCGAAUAGUGGCUUGCCUGAGUUUCAUAUUGGUGUUUUUAAGGACUUGGCAUCAAUGGAUGGUAAAGUAAGGGAAGUGGCUGCUGAAGCAAUGGUGAGAGAGCUACAAGAAGUUCAGGAAGUGUACGAGAGGAUUGAUAAUAAGGACAAUGUUGAGGGUGGAUUGAAAUUGGAAGCUGAGAAGGAUGAUGGCUUGAAAAAUUGUGCUCCUUCUUUGAGAUAUGCUGUGCGCAGGCUUAUCCGUGGAGUUUCUUCAUCAAGAGAGUGUGCAAGACAAGGAUUUGCAUUGGGUUUGACUCUUUUAGUCGGUACCAUACAUAGCAUCAAACUGGACUCGUUGCUGAAACUUAUUGUUGAUUUGUUAGAGGUCUCAUCCUCGAUGAAGGGUCAGGAAGCUAAGGACUGUCUUUUAGGUCGUUUAUUUGCUUAUGGUGCUCUUGCCCGAUCUGGAAGACUAACUGAAGAGUGGAUUGCUGAUAGAAAUACCACAUACAUCAAGCAAUUCACCAGUAUUCUUAUUUCCCUUGCAACAAAGAAGCGAUACUUGCAAGAACCUGUAGUCUCAGUUCUUUUAGACUUAAUUGACAAGUUGCCCACUGAAACAUUGUUAAAUCAUGUGCUCGAAGCUCCGGGAUUGCAUGAGUGGUUUGAAGGAUCUGCUGAAGCAGGAAAUCCAGAUGCAUUGCUUCUAGCUUUGAAACUUCGAGAAAAUAUCUCCGUUGACAGGCCAAUAUUUGGCAAGCUUUUGCCUGAUCCGUUUAGCCCAAGCAAACUUUUUACUGCCAACCAUCUUUCCUCUCUUGCAAAUUGCUUGAAGGAAUCCACAUUUUGUCAGCCUCGAGUUCACAGCUUGUGGCCUGUUCUCAUAAAUAUUCUUUUACCUGAAAUGGUUUUGCAAGGCGACGAUGCUGCAUCAGUUUCAAAUUCAUUAAAGAAACACAAGAAGAGUCGAAAAUGUAGCUCUUCUGAAGAAGAAAUUACAAAGAACUUCCAAUGUUUCUGUGAAGUUAUUAUUGAAGGAUCCCUUCUCAUGUCAUCUCAUGACCGUAAACACUUGGCAUUUGAUAUUCUCCUUCUUUUGCUCCCUAGGUUGCCUGCUUCUUUUGUCCCAUUUUUCCUGUCAUACAAAUUUGUCCAGUGUCUAAUGGAUGUACUUUCAACAAAGGAUUCUUGGCUUUAUAAAGUUGCACAGCAUUUUCUUAAAGAAUUGUCAGAUUGGGUCAGAGAUGAUGAUAUCAGAAGAGUUUCUGUUAUUAUUGGCCUUCAGAAACAAAGCAAUGGAAGAUUUGACUGCAUCACGCGGACAAAAACAGUUAAAGAUUUGAUGGCUGGGUUCAGAACAGAAUCUGGUUGCAUGCUAUUUAUUCAGAAUCUAACGAACUUGUUUGUGGAUGAAGGUAAUGCUUCAGAGGAACCCUCAGAUCAGAGUCAAACAACAGAUGACAAUUCUGAGAUAGGUUCAAUUGAGGAUAAGGAUUUGGUCGGGACAGUUGGAAAUUCUGAUUUUCUGAAAACUUGGGUUGUAGAAUCUCUCCCCAGUAUUUUUAAAUAUUUGAAACUGGAUCUUGAAGCAAAGUUACGGGUGCAAAAAGAAAUUUUGAAAUUUCUAGCUGUUCAGGGCUUGUUCACUGCGUCUCUUGGCACGGAAGUGACUUCUUUUGAAUUACAGGAGAAGUUUAGAUGGCCAAAAGCAGCCACAUCAAGUGCUCUAUGCAGGAUGUGUAUUGAGCAGCUCCAGUUGUUGUUGGCAAAUGCUCAAAAGGGUGAGGGGCCACGAGCUUUGGCCAGUGGCCUUGAGCCCAAUGAUCUUGGGUCUUACUUCAUGCGGUUCCUUAGCACAUUGCGGAACAUUCCUUCAGUUUCCCUUUUUUGCACUUUGAGUAAUAAGGACAAAAACACAUUUGAAAAAUUGGAAGAAGUGGAGAAUAGGCUUUACAUAGAGGAAAGGAAUUGUGGGCUUAGUGCUGAUGCAAAUAAAAGGCAUGCACUGAGGUACCUGCUCAUCCAGUUGCUUCUGCAAGUGCUCCUUCGACCAGGAGAAUUUUCAGAAGCUGCUUCUGAACUUAUUAUUUGUUCCAAGAAAGCUUUUGCUGUUUCUGAUCUUCUUCCAUCCUCUGGAGAAGCUGAGAUGGAUGGUGAUGCAACACCUGAGUUGAUGGAUGUUCUUGUAGAUACAUUGCUUUCAUUGCUUCCACAGUCAUCAACCCCCAUGCGGACUUCUAUCGAGCAGGUUUUCAGAUACUUUUGUGAUGGUAUUACGGAUGAUGCACUGUUGCGGAUGUUGCGGGCUAUCAAGAAAACUUUCAAACAAGCUAGACAUCAGGAUGCAGCGAGUGAGGAUGAUGAUAGUGAUGAUGAAAACUUUCUUGGUAUUGAAGAAGAUGAGGAUGAUGAAGCUAAGGCUGGUAAAAUGGGUGAGAGUGAUGAGCAGACAGAUGAUUCUGAGGCUGUUGUUGGGGUUGGGGAAGUUGGCAAAGGAGUUCCUGAAGCUUCCCUUGUUUCUGAUGGGGAAAGUGAUGGGGAUGAAACUUCUGGUGAUUCUAAUGGAGGAACAUAUAAUGCUGUAUCUGUGGAAGUUGGGAAAGAAGCUCCUGAAGCUUCCGAUGACUCUGAUGGAGGAAUGGAUGAUGAUGCAAUGUUUCGGAUGGAUUCUUAUUUAGCCCAGAUUUUCAAGGAGCGGAAGAAUCAGGCUGAGAGUGAUAAUGCUCAUUCCCAGCUUGUACUAUUCAAACUUCGUGUCCUUUCAUUGCUUGAAAUUUACGUGCAUGAAAAUCCAGGUAAGCCACAGGUUCUAACAGUGUAUUCAAACCUAGCUCAAGCAUUUGUUAACCCACAAAUUGCUGAAGGUUCUGAACAGCUUGGACAGCGUAUAUGGGGGAUUCUGCAAAAGAAGAUUCUCAAAGCAAAAGAUUAUCCAAAGGGUGAAGGUUUGCAGCUAUCUACUCUUGAAUCUUUGUUAGAAAAGAACUUGAAGUUGGCAUCAAAACCAUUCAAGAGGAAGAAAUCUGCUGCUAACCCGUCGAAGAAGAAGCAAUCAGCUUCAUGGAACCGAUACAAAAUGGUUACAUCGCUCGCUCAAAAUUCAUCCUUCUGGAUUCUGAAGAUCAUUGAUGCAGGAAAGUUUCCAGAGGCCGAACUGCAGAAGGUUUUUGAUAUUUUCCAGGGUGUUUUGGUGGGAUUCUUCGAGAGUAAAAAGUCUCAAAUCAAAUCUGAAUUUUUGAAAGAAAUAUUUCGAAGAAGGCCGUGGAUUGGGCAUCAUCUCUUUGGCUUCCUAUUGGAGAAAUGUGGCAGCACUACGUCAGAAUUUCGGCGAGUGGAAGCACUAGAUUUGGUUGCUGAGAUAUUAAAAUCUCUGGUUUCCACUGAUGAAAGUGGCCAAGAUGCAUUAAAGAAAAUUGUGAAAAACCAUCUGCAUAAACUCUGUUAUCUGGUAAAGGAGUUAGUGACCAACAUGCCCGAAAAACAGUCAAGGCGAGCCGAAGUACGGAAGUUUUGUGGCAGGGUCUUUCAGAUUAUAUCGACCCUUAGCUUGGCCAGGUCUUUUCUUAAAAAUUUGGACCCAGAUGCUCAUGCUGCUUGUGAAUCUCAACUUGGUGAGAACUUCGUUAAUUUGAAAACUGGAAAGGUAGCACUAUAAAGAGAAGAUAUAGUGAGAAGGCUUGAUUAACUGAUUUGUUUGUGUCUGGCACGCUCCUCAGUCAUCACAUCAAGUGGUUGAAAGCAGUAUGUUCAGUCAUCGACCACGAAAGAAAUCUUGUUGCAGUACUCUUAUGGUCGCAUUUUGGCCUGGGCUCCGCCGUGAGCUUCUCUAACCUGGAAGAUUUUAUAUCCGACAGAAUCCGAUGUUGGUGGAAUUUUGAAGUUUUGUCUGCAUUGAGUAUUUAUUUUGUUUGUUCUCUGAUUAGUGUUCAUAUGGGAACAGUUUGAUUAUUAAUCAGAAAACAUUAGAAUUUAUUU